Linnemannia hyalina is the source of this 1719-nucleotide messenger RNA. The record is from the annotation of a GenBank genome assembly. Lineage: Eukaryota; Fungi; Mortierellomycota; Mortierellomycetes; Mortierellales; Mortierellaceae.
AUGACGUCCCCUGCACGGUCACCAACGAACGAGUCCCGCUCGACCAUUGUAUCAGCCACCCAAGACCCUGUCGUUCUCGUCGACUCUGAAAAGACACCACCCGCUGAUGCUGUCGCCACAACCCUUCCACAACCCCAAGACCUCGAAGCCGCUUCUCCUCCUUCUCCUCCACAAGGACCGUCGCAAGACUUUGGUCCCAAGACACCAUUGACCCCACUCCGUCGCGCCCUGGUCUUCCUCGGCAUCACUGUAACGUUGUUCCUCGCAGCCCUCGACCAGACCAUUGUCACCACCACUCUACCCUCGAUCGCCAAGGACUUUGACAACUUUUCAGACAUCUCCUGGGUCGGCACUGCGUAUCUCCUCACCACAACCGCUGUCCAGCCCCUCUACGGUGUUGCUGCCGAUCUUGCUGGACGCAAACGAGCUAUGAUGUUCGCAUGCGUUGUCUUCCUUUUGGGUUCCGCUCUUUGUGGGGCUGCCCAGUCCAUGAUCAUGCUCAUCAUCGGUCGCGCAGUGCAGGGUCUUGGAGGAAGUGGAAUCAUUGCCCUGAGCAUGAUCCUGGUCGCAGACAUUGUCCCCCUCCGUGAACGAGGUACAUACCAAGCCCUGAUCGCACUCAUCUUUGCAAUCGCCGCUGUCCUAGGUCCCCUCCUCGGUGGUGCCUUCUCCGAUAAAGUCACCUGGCGUUGGGCCUUCUACAUCAACCUCCCCGUCGGCGCCCUGGCCAUGGCUCUCCUGAUCUGCUUCAUGCACAUGAACCGGCGCAAGCAUGUCUCCCUUGCCACCAACCUCAAGUCACUCGACUACCCGGGCAUUGUUCUCAUGGUCAUCUCGAUCGUCAUGAUCCUUUUGGGACUCAACUGGGGGGCGGAUGCCAAGUAUGCGUGGGACUCGGCUGUUAUCUUGACGCUCUUGAUUGUUGGUGUUUUGGUCGGGGCUGCCUUCUUGGUCAACGAGUGGAAGUUUGCAAAGAGACCCAUCAUCCCGCUUCGUCUCUUUGGCACCUUCUCCCUUGCCAUGACUUACCUCCAAGUCUUCAUCCAAGGCUUUGUCUUUCUGGGUCUCCUCUUCUUCUUACCCCUGUACUUCCAGGCCGUCAAUGGCGCCUCUGCGGUCCAAUCGGGGAUCGAUCUCUUGCCCUAUGUCAUCAUCGGUUCUGGAUCUGCCGUCGUUGUCGGCCUGUUGAUGAGUCGCUGGGGUACUUACAAGGAGUUUAUCGUCAUUGGAUGGGCCUGCGGAACUGUCUCCGCAGGAUUGUUGAUCACCUUUGACGAGUACACAUCCAAGGGAAAAGUUGUCGGGAUCCUCCUCCUCCAAGGUCUCAGCAUGGGUAUGACCGUCAAUACCCUCCUCCUCGGAGUCCACGCCCAACUCGUCAACAAGUCUGAUAUUGCCCUCAGCACCUCCCUCUGGACAUUCCUUCGAACUUGUGGUGGCGUGUUUGGUAUUGCUCUCGGAGGCACGUUUGUGCAGAGCAGCCUGAGUAGCGCGGGCGCAAGCGAGUAUGCACAGAACAUCAAGGGAAUCGCCGAGUUACCCCCCCAGAUCCGGGCCCCGAUCCUGCAUGCGUUUGUGGUAGGACUGCAGCAUUUCUUUAUUCUGAUGACGGCCUUGUCGGGGUUGGGUUUGUUGGCGUCGUUUGCGAUCAAGAAGGUCAAGAUGGGUGCGAAGCAGGGAUCUGAGAAACCUGCGCCUGCGCCCAUUGCUGCCGAGUAA